GGUGUUGGGAGAGGAGAGAGUUGGAAAGGAAGGGAGAGAUGAUAGAGUAGAUUAGGGAAUUGGGGAGAGAGAGUGGGAACAGAGAGGAGAGUUUGAAGGAGAGGAGGAGAGGAGGAAAAGGAGUGUCAGAAUAGUUAAAUGGGACGUCCUGAGACAGGCACAGACUCCACACUCAGAGACAUAGAACUACUGAGCAACAAAACUGAACCAGGACUAAACCAGGACUAGACUAGGACUAAACCAGGUCUGAACCCGGUGUAAACCAGAAUUGAACAAGGACUAGACCAGGGCUGAACCAGGACUAUCCCUACACAUGAUGAAUGAAUACAGGAUGAAUAAACUACAGUUCUAAGAAAAGGAGCGGAACAAAGGUGGUAAAGUUACGCUCUGUUGGCUCAAGUCUCCUCUCUCCCCUCCUCUCUUCAUCCUCUCUCCUAUCCCCCCUCUCUCUUCCUCCUUCCUCUCUGCCUCCUCCUCUCUUCCUUCACUUCUGCCUCUUCCUCCUCUCUCUCCUCUUCCUCUCUUUCUCCUCCCAUCUUCACUCUGGAGGAUGGAGCCAAUCCGCAGAGACAUGGAGUUUAUCAGUAACAGCAUGGCCACAUUCGCUCACAUCAGAGCUAACCCAGAGAGCUUGGCCCUGUUCUUCAUGAUGGGUGUGUGCUUCGGCCUCUUCUCCGCGCUCUGCCUCCUUGUGGCCGGGAUCGUGUGUCGUAGACGUCUUCAUCGAAAAAAAAACACUCCCAAACCCUCCUCCCCUUCCUCCUCCCCUUCCACACCUCCAGACCUCCAGCCGCUCCGGGCCCCCAGUGCGGAGCAGGCGUCCCAAGAGAGUGCCCCGAGCGCAGGCAGGCUCUCCGCGGGGUCCGGCCUGGAUGUGUUCACGUCAGAGGAGGAGCUGGAGAAGGCACGUAGACUGGAGGAGAGAGAGCGAGUCCUUAGGGAGAUCUGGAGGAACGCCCAGCCGGAUGUGCUAGUGACCGGGACUGGGACUAUAGGAAGAGUCCAUUACCAUUGAUCACAGAACUGGGACUAAACCCAGGACUGGGACCAUAGGAAGAGUCCACUACCACUGCCCGCAGAUUAAACCAAAGGAAGAGUCCACUGAAUCAGAGGAGGGAAAGACUUUCUAGAGGAGGUCCCCGAGUUUAAGAAGCAUGAUUCAAAUUGCCAGGUGUUUGUAUUGGUUAAACAGAAGAACCUCCAUCUCGUCUCCGCUCCUUCAUGGAUUCUGGAUUCAGGCCCAAACAAAAGGAUUCUAACUCACAUAGUGUAUCCAGUGCCUACUGUUGUUAUGUCCUUGGGCAAGACUCUUCAGGGUGGAAUGCAAUGCCAAACCUGUGUGUGAUGUAAACGUAAACUGAUUAUGAAUCCUCAGACGCUUCCCUCAAUAAUGUAUAGUUAACCCCCGUGCCUCCUGUCUCUUUGGGACAUGAACCAAAUGCUCUUCUCAGUGUGGAGGAGCAGUGACUCUACACUGAGCUCUGAGGGAGGGCCCUAACUCUGUAUAUGUACAAAUAUACAAAUUAAAUAUUGGCCCAGAGUGAAGGCAGACUUUUGACAUUUUCAGACUUUCUUUUGAACAAACUCCUGUUGUGCCAUUUAAAGACACAGUGUGUCAACUGUCAUGUACAUGAUACUUUUUGUCCAGGGAGUAUGGACUUAAAGGUAUCUUCUUUCAUAUUGAUGUCAUAAUGUCAUAAUGCCAUACUGCGGAACACUCCAGAGUCAUAACACAUGAGACAAGAUACACAAAAUUUCCAUAAUGCAGCUUUAAUGUGAUCUGUUUCACUGCGUCAUUUUUGUUUUACUCUAGAAAAAUUGUAAUAAAAUGUUUUUG
Molecule: messenger RNA, 1837 nt
Organism: Periophthalmus magnuspinnatus
Lineage: Eukaryota; Metazoa; Chordata; Actinopteri; Gobiiformes; Gobiidae
Gene: eva1bb
Product: eva-1 homolog Bb (C. elegans)
Exons: 3
Coding region: 551-1015 (154 amino acids)
Source: RefSeq, a predicted model, not a curated record